UGUUUGCUGAGUGUUGCAAUGACGCUGGUCAAUCUGACAACCAGCUCGCCCGUGUCGUUCGUCUCGCUGCUCGGGAUUACGCCGCAGGAUGUCUCGGCGUGGUUUGAUCCGUCCGCUGCAUCUGCUUCUUCUUCGUCCGCGUCCAUGCUCGCAGACACAUCAGCUCACGGGGUGUUUGGCACACUGGUCUGGACGCUGACUGCGCUGUGGACGCGUCUGGGCGAGUUGGCAAUUGCAAUCCCGCUCAGCUCCAUCAUGCUGUUUGUCCUCGUCGCGCCGCUCGUGUACUACAUUCUGCGACCCAUCAUCAAGCUGGAGCUCUUGCAUCAUAUUGCCAAGAACGGUUCGAGCAAAAAGACAGUCUACGGAUCAUUGUUUGCCUAUUGUGUUCGAACGGAAUUACUCGAUGAUGCGGCCUUGCAUGAGUUGCUGGUUCUUGCGCACGACAUGGUCGACGUGCGCUCGGAAUCCGAGCUUGAACUCUUCCACCGAUACCUCUUGAGUUUCCUGUACGUGAUCAUCUUCCGAGACCAAGUCGACGGCAGCUUGCGCGGCAUGUUUUUGAUUGAUCGCGAACGAGGUCAGAGCUACAACGGCAAAUCCUUCACGCUGUUCAAGACCGGACUUGCCCUGUUCAAGGCCUCCAACCGCGGCGGACCUCUCAUCUACCUUGCCUUCUUUUACUUUUUCAUCAAGGAGCUCAUCUGGCACCCGUUCACGCCGCUCUAUGGCGUGUUCAAGUGCUUUAGCGUGAAGAGUUAUCUCAUGGCCAAACGCUCCUCGGAAAGCGUCUGGCCACAGGCAGGUGUCCCGACGCCUGCCUGGGAGCAGUCCCUGAUUGACUCGUUUGGCGUCAAGACUGCCACUGGACAAGAAGUGUACGAUCCCGUCACCGGCGUUAUCAACCGCACCACCACUGCGCUGCGACCCGACGUAGCCCCGAUUUCCGAAGAGGAUCUCAAGAACCCCGACAUUCGUUUCUUUGCCGAGCGCAAUCCCCGUUGGGACCAAGGGCAUCUCCUCGUGGUGCUGUACAAAAUCACCUGGGGAUGUGUUUUCAAGAGCAUUGUGGCCAUUCUACGAAAGACGUUCCGCGUAAAAGCACAACAAAAACUGCUACGAAUUCAAAGCAAGCACCGGCUGCUUCGAAGUCCCUCCGUGAAAGACCGCUUUGAACAAGCGAGAAGGGUCACGGUUGUAGAUCCCCUCACCAACUGCCAAGCAGACACUCAUUGAGCGGGCCUUGAUGUUGCACCUUGUCGACAUCUCUGAAAAUCACAUAGAAACCAAAUACAAUGAACAAAAUCUGAAACCAA
Molecule: messenger RNA, 1316 nt
Organism: Capsaspora owczarzaki ATCC 30864
Lineage: Eukaryota; Filasterea; Ministeriida; Capsasporidae
Exons: 5
Coding region: 19-1236 (405 amino acids)
Source: RefSeq, a predicted model, not a curated record